AUGCCCAAGGUUAAUUACCGGGCAAAGUUCGCUGAGCUUCAAGCCCUUCGCCAGUCAGGCAAGAAGGCUUUCGACAGCUACAGCGUCGAAGACGCAGCAGACCUCUAUGACGAAGUUGACGAGGAUGGCUACAAGAAGAUCGUUCGAGACCGCCUUAACGAAGAUGACUUCGUGGUCGACGACAAUGGGGAAGGCUACGCCGAUGACGGCCGUGAGGAUUGGGAUCGUGUCCGCCGCUACGACUCAGACAGCGAUGCCGACGAGUUGCCUGUUCGUGGCAGACCCAACAAAGCAGCCCAGAAGAAGAAGGACGACAGCCAGGCCAAGCGCGAUGCGAAUGACCGCAACAUUAGCGAAUACUUUACCAAGGGCGCCGGGAAAGCUCAGCCCAAAUCUAAAGUCUCCAAGACCAAGGACGACGACAACUUUUUAGCCGACCUUAUCAAGGAGGUGGACACUAAUAUUCCCUCACCUUCUCCUCGGUCAGCGAAGAUUGAGAGGUCUGGUGGCCGCCGUAAAUCCAGAGCCUUAUCACCGGUUGUCGAACCCAUUCAAAAGAGACAAAAGCGAACUGAUACGCGUCUACUGUCACCGCCUGUCGCCAAUAUCAAUUCAGACGACGGAUUCGUCCCUGAUGCAGCAGAUGACGGUGUUCUGGGGACUCAAGACGGUCCCAUGAGCGACCCGGCUCCGUCGUCGCCUGCAGCCAAGAAAGCAGAGAGACGGGCCCAGAUAAAACCCGAGUCCCAGGACGACGAAGAUUGUGAUAUGAUGGAAGUGGCCCAUGCAGGAGCCGUUCAUUCUGCGAGUGUAAACAUCGCUGGAUCUCGCCAAGUCAAGAAGCUCUUGAAACAAGAUCCGUACCCCUCUCCAGCCAGUUCUUCACCUUUGAAGCAGGUUCCGGGUGACGCCGUCGAUUCCAGUUCUUGGAAUAACUUGACCAACAAGCUCAACGUAGUCAACAGCUCUACAGAGACCCGAAGCAUUGGUAAAAUCGAUCACGAAGAUGCCAUUGAAGCAGACGGUAGCCUCAACUUUUUCUGGACGGACUACACUGAAAUUAAUGGCAGCCUUUGUCUUUUCGGCAAGGUUCUGAACAAAAAGACCCAAUCCUACGUCAGUUGCUUCGUCCAAAUCGACAACAUCCUCAGGAAAUUGUACUUCUUACCUCGGCAACAACGUGUUCGAGAUGGCGAGGGCACUGACGAGACUGUUGGAAUGGCGGACGUUUAUGAAGAAGUUGACGAGAUCAUGACAAAGAUGAAGGUGAAUAUGUACAAGAUCAAAGCAUGCACCCGUAAAUACGCCUUCGAACUUCCAGAUGUCCCAAAAGAGGCCCAAUACAUGAAGCUAUUCUACCCGUAUACUAAACCACAAAUUGAUGUUGCCGCAGGCGAGACAUACUCGCAUGUAUUUGGUGCCAACACAGCCCUAUUCGAGCAAUUUGUUCUUUGGAAGAACAUCAUGGGCCCUUGUUGGCUAAAGAUUCAGGAUGCUGAUUUCGGUGCCAUCAAAAAUGCCUCACAUUGCAAACUGGAAGUAUUGGCUGAACAUCCAAACAUGGUGUCACCCAUCAGCGAGUCCGAUAAUCUCGACGCGCCACCACUGACCCUCAUGAGUGUUGCCAUCAGAACCGCAUUUAAUGCAAAAGAGAACAGGCAAGAGAUUCUUGCAAUCAGCGCAAGAGUAUACGACAAGGUCUCACUGAGUGAUACGACGCCAGCAGAAAAGCUCCCUUGCAGAACAUUUACGGUUAUUCGCCCCCACGGGCCAAGCUUCCCUCUCGGCUUUGAUCAGUUAGUCCAAAAGCGGAACAGGGGCCUCCUCGUUUUAAAGAAGCAGGAAGUGGACAUCUUGAGCUUUUUUUUGGCUCAAGUUGACGUGGCUGAUCCAGAUGUCAUUCUUGGGCAUCAGUUUGAAGGGGUGGACUACAGUGUGCUUCUGAGCCGCCUCCACGAGAAGAAAAUUCACCAGUGGUCCCGACUUGGCCGCCUCCGACGACGUGAGUGGCCUGCGUCUAUCGGUAAAGUGGGAGGUAAUGUCUUUGCCGAACGUCAAGUCAUUGCUGGUCGACUACUGUGCGAUCUUGCCAACGACGCCGGAAAGUCAGCCAUGUACAAGUGCCAAAACUGGAGUUUAACUGAAAUGUGUAGCCUGUACCUUUCCGGAGAUAAUCGCCGGAGGGACAUCGACAAUGAGGCAGCACUCAACAGCUGGGCCAAAGAAAAACAAGGCCUCAUGGAUUAUAUCACGCACAUGGAAGCUGAUACGCACUUUAUCGCUGCCUUGGCGUUAAGUGUCCAGCUACUUCCUCUGACAAAAGUCUUGACCAAUCUUGCUGGUAAUUCCUGGGCUCGAACACUGACUGGUACGCGAGCUGAGCGCAAUGAGUACAUUUUACUUCAUGAGUUCCACCGCAACAAAUACAUUUGCCCGGACAAGCAGUCGUUCCGCGGCCGCCAAAAGCGGGAAGAUGAGAACCAAGAAGAGGCUGUCGGCGAGGGGAAAAAGAAGGAUAAAUACAAGGGUGGUCUGGUCUUUGAGCCCGAAAGGGGUUUAUAUGACAAGUUUGUUCUUGUAAUGGACUUCAAUUCUCUAUAUCCCUCAAUUAUCCAAGAAUUCAACAUUUGCUUCACAACUGUUGAUCGAACAGCUUUGGCUGAUGAUGAAGAUGCGGUCCCAGAAGUACCUACAGAUCAAGAUCAAGGUAUACUACCGAGACUUAUUGCCACUCUUGUUGGGCGUCGUCGCCAAGUCAAGGCACUUAUGAAAGACAAGAAUGCAACCCUUGAACAACUCGCCACCUGGGAUAUCAAGCAGCUUGCUCUGAAGCUCACGGCCAACUCGAUGUACGGAUGCUUGGGGUAUACCAAGUCCCGUUUCUACGCCCGGCCACUGGCUGUUCUGACGACGUACAAAGGCCGUGAGAUUCUUCGAAGCACAAAAGAGCUUGCCGAAAGCAAGUCUUUGCAGGUCAUUUAUGGCGACACUGACUCUGUCAUGAUAAACGCGAAUGUGGACAGUGUUGCUGACGCUUUCAAAGUUGGCAACGAGUUCAAGAAAGCCGUCAAUGAUCAAUACAAGUUGCUUGAGAUCGAUAUCGACAACGUUUUCCGACGUAUCUUGCUUCAGGCAAAGAAGAAGUACGCUGCUAUCAAUCUCAUUGAGAAGGAUGGUAAAUUUGUCGAGAAGAUGGAAGUAAAGGGUCUGGAUAUGAAACGCCGAGAAUACUGCGCUCUAUCCAAGGAAAUUUCAAAACAUCUUCUUGACGAAAUUCUUUCAGGCGAUGAGGCGGAAGUUGUCAUCACGCGCAUUCAUGAGUAUCUUCGUGAUAUAGCUGGCAAGAUGAGGGCGCAGAGCAUCCCUGUUGCCAAGUAUAUUAUUUACACACAACUUGGCAAAGGCCCUACAGAAUAUCCCAAUGCGGAUUCUAUGCCACAAGUCCAGGUUGCUCUUCGUGACAUUGCAAGAGGCAAAACGAUUCGCAAAGGUGAUGUUGUGUCGUACAUCAUUACAGGCGAUGGGACGAGUUCUGAACCAGCCCCCAAGCGUGCUUAUGCACCAGCAGAUCUCAAGUCAGACUCAACUCUUGUCCCCGAUGUUGAAUGGUAUCUUGGAAAACAAAUAUUCCCUCCCGUGGAACGACUAUGCGCCAACAUUGUUGGCACUUCUACAUCACAACUGGCGGAGCAACUUGGUUUGGAUAUCCGUCGUUAUAGCUCGAACCAAACCCAGCAGAACAGCUCCAACGAUGAUCUCGAGAUCCAUCCUCUCGAGUCCCAAAUCCCCGAUGAGGUACGGUUCGGCGACUGCGCAAGGUUGUGCCUUCGAUGUCGCAAGUGCAAGGCCAGCACCAGGUUUGAAGGUCUGGUCAUCUCUCCUGAUGGAGUAUCAGCAUCAGGCGUGCUCUGUGGUGGUUGUGGAGCAGUGAUCCCGACUCUGUCCGUCAUUGCCCAAGUCGAACAUGCCGUUCGCAGUCAAACGUCUCGCUACUACGAGGGUUGGCUUGUCUGCGACGACUCUCAGUGUGGUAACCGCACAAGGCAAAUGAGCGUCUAUGGUACUCGUUGUCUGGGACCGAAAGGCCUUGCGCGCGAUUGCCUAGGACGUAUGCGCUACGAGUACACAGAAAAGGCUAUUUACAACCAACUCGUAUAUUUUUCCAGCCUCUGGGACGUAGACAAGGCUCGCAGCAAGGCACUCGACACAAACAACUCUACUCUUUCACGCCAGGAAAGGGACACAAUCUUGGCUCUUGCGGAACAUAACCGCGUCAGAUUUGGCACAGUCAAGGGCGUCGUUGACAAGUAUCUCGAUAAGUGCGGCCGACAAUGGGUAGCCAUGGACACGCUCUUCGCCAAACUCGGAUUCAAGAAGCUGCUUGCUGCAGUGUAA
Molecule: messenger RNA, 4395 nt
Organism: Metarhizium acridum CQMa 102
Lineage: Eukaryota; Fungi; Ascomycota; Sordariomycetes; Hypocreales; Clavicipitaceae
Product: DNA-directed DNA polymerase alpha catalytic subunit pol1
Biological process (GO): mitotic DNA replication initiation; lagging strand elongation; DNA replication
Cellular component (GO): alpha DNA polymerase:primase complex
Molecular function (GO): single-stranded DNA binding; DNA replication origin binding; DNA-directed DNA polymerase activity
Source: RefSeq, a predicted model, not a curated record